This is a messenger RNA of Mesorhabditis spiculigera, 2256 nucleotides long. NCBI's taxonomy places the organism in Eukaryota, Metazoa, Nematoda, Chromadorea, Rhabditida, Rhabditidae. The record is from the annotation of a GenBank genome assembly.
AUGAAUCCGCCCCGUGAUUCGCGCGACUUGUCAAAGUCUCGUGGCCGCAGCAAGGAUUCCCGCAAGAAGUUCAAGCCGAUCAAGGCUACGCUCGGGCCGUACGACCCGCUCGCCAGCCUCCAGCCCAGCACAUACAUGCCGAUCUGCCCGAUUCUUGCGGCGGCCGUGGCUGCUGUCUCGCUCUCCGGCCAGCGCCUCCACCAACCGCCUCGCCGUCGCCCUACCUCAACCUCAGCCUCGAGCUCGACCUCCUCGGCCCCGGCCGGUUCUCAGCCGCCCAUCAUUGCCGAAAUCACUGGGCCCUACCGUAUCACGACUAAAAGCCGCUUCGAGAAGCGCGCCGGCGAGAAGCUAUUUGUCGAAAUGACGAUCGACCUGAUGGGCGUCAACGAUCCGACGCGCCGCUACGAGCAGAUCAUGGGCCGUCCCGUCAAAACUACCCGGAUUACGGACAAGAUGUGCCCGGAGCCGGAGGGUGGCCAGAUGUUGGUGGCGCCCGAGAUGGCGCAGCUGAAGUACUCGGUCGAGUUGCCGCUGGGGGAGCCCGUCGAUUUUGACUGGGAACAACAAUUCGCCACCACCCCCCAGCAGCCCAUCCCUCUCAACUUUCAGCCCGUCACCGGGGCCGACAAACCGGCUCUCCCUCCGAAGUCUCCCACCUCGGCCUCCUCGAGCUCAUCCUCCUCGGCGGACCUGCGUGGCCCACUCAACGUCGGGCUUCGCGUCAGCGCGCAGCGCCGCGGCAACCUCGGCCAUCUCCUCAUCCGCAACGCCGUCGAGAUCCACUUUGACCAGUCACCGAAUCGCCCGAAUGCUGAGCUGAAAGGGACGCUGAAAAGCGCCAGCCAGCUUCCCGGAAAUCCUCCACAAAUCGUCGAGCUCGUGUCUGUGGGGCGCGGAAUAGUCCGCAUCGAGAAUGAGAUUACUGUUCCGCAUAUGCCUGGAGCCCCGCCCGGCGUCAUCCCCAUCCCCCCUGGCGGCCAGCCGUCCCGUUACAUCAGUCGAUACCGCAGCGUCUCCCCGGUCGUCACCAACCUCGCCUAUCGCUCCAACGGACCCGAUUUCCGCUCUCCGCGGACGGCUCGCUCGCCGAACUCGCCGGCCAAGUCGGGCCACGCCUCGCCGACGGUCAGCCCGAACACACAGACCGCCAGGGAAGUCGAGAAGCAGAAGCAGAAGGAGGAGGCUAGCUCGGAAUCCCCAUCUGAAGCCGACCCGAGCGUGUGCCCCGUCACUGGCGUCUCCAUCGAGCGCCUCCGCGCCGCGUCCCCCGCUGAGCGCAGUCGUAAUACGGUAUCGACGGUGUCCCUCGGCCGCCCUUCUCGCUCCCCGCGCACACGACUCUCCAGCGUCCGCACCGCGUACCGUGACCUCAGUGGCCUUGGCGGGCAGCGCACCCCAGCCAGCAAGCAGGAGGAGGUGGUGAACUGCUCGACAAAGUCCGGCGCCCGCAGACUGUCCAGUGGAUUCCCGACGGCCAUCUCCCCCGGCGGCACCGGCUCGCCCAGCCAGUCCAAGAAGAAGCCGUCUCCCGCCAAGAGCCACGCCUCGACCUCGCGCUCUUCCAAUUCAUUCUGCAAGACGAACCGCUUCGCGUCGAAGCCGAUCGGCUACCCGCCGGCCAAGUCCACCUCGCAGCACUCGUCGUCCACCUCAUCCAAAAGCUCGAAAUGCCGCUCCACCCGCUUCGCCGCCGUGCCCUCGGUGCUCAAGUCGCUCAAAUCGCUCAGCCCAUCGGCCAGACGCACCCCGAAAAAGAAGGGCAGCAUCUCGCAGGCGCCGCUUGACGAGACGCAGCCCAUCAGCGACGCCAUCAAUGAAGCGAUCGGCAUCUCGUGCGCAUCGAGCCCGCGUACCCAACUCACGCAGGCCACCCAAACCGAGCCGGGCAACAACUCGGCCGCCCGCGACACCUCCGCCACCACGCCGGCCAACCGCGUGGCCAAGCCCGUCCACCACCACAAGCCGCGCAAGUGCUGCCCGAAAUGUGGCCACGACCUCAACAAGACGGGCCCGGUGUCGCCGCUGAAGCUGAACCAGCAGCAGCAGCAGCCUCAGCCCGAGCCCGAGCCCACCACCGUCAACCCGAACAUCUCCAUCGUCAAGACCGACCAGGGCAAUCGGCUCAGGGUGCUCGUCCGCGUCGACGGCUCCCAGGCGGCGGCCAACGUCUCCGGCCUUCGCGCCAAGGUCAUCGUCCGCGCCAGCGGCGACCUGAAGCCGACCAACGUCGUCGUGCGCCCCGUCGACAAGAAG